Meriones unguiculatus (Mongolian gerbil) is the source of this 2657-nucleotide messenger RNA. RefSeq names its product inositol polyphosphate-5-phosphatase K (gene Inpp5k). Gene Ontology annotation, molecular function: phosphatidylinositol-4,5-bisphosphate 5-phosphatase activity; phosphatidylinositol-3,4,5-trisphosphate 5-phosphatase activity; inositol bisphosphate phosphatase activity. The transcript has 12 exons. Gene Ontology annotation, cellular component: ruffle; cytoplasm; endoplasmic reticulum. Lineage: Eukaryota; Metazoa; Chordata; Mammalia; Rodentia; Muridae. Gene Ontology annotation, biological process: negative regulation of glycogen biosynthetic process; negative regulation of phosphatidylinositol 3-kinase/protein kinase B signal transduction; negative regulation of insulin receptor signaling pathway. The record is from RefSeq and is a predicted model, not a curated record. Bases 194 to 1558 code for a protein of 454 amino acids.
UCUAUUCCCCAGCAGCCGCACCCUACAUCCCCGGCGCUCGCGAUCCACCUCCUACGGAAGCCGAAGCGCAGUCAGAAUCCGGAAGAAAAACAAUCCGGAGGGAGCAGUGCGGCAGAGAUUGGCGACCGAGGGCUGCUUCGGCCCUCCCUAGCUGGAGCGCGGAGACACUAGCCUAGCGGGUCGCCGCGUGGGCAUGAUGUCGGCAGUGAGCCCCCGGAGGCCCAGCCCACGGAAAGGCUUUGUACUCAGCAUGCAUGUAGUGACAUGGAAUGUGGCCUCAGCAUCCCCCACUGUGGACCUCAGUGACCUGCUUCAGCUGAACAACCGAGACCUGAAUCUGGACAUGUAUAUCAUUGGUUUGCAGGAAAUGAAUUCUGGAAUCAUAAGCCUUCUUUCUGAUGCUGCAUUUGAAGACCCGUGGAGCAGUUUCUUCAUGGAUAUGCUCUCCCCUCUGAACUUCGUCAAGAUCUGCCAAGUCCGUAUGCUGGGUCUUCUCUUACUGGUCUUUGUCAAGUAUCAGCAUCUGCCCUACAUCCAGAUCAUCUCUACAAGAUCCACCCCAACCGGCCUCUACGGGUACUGGGGGAACAAAGGGGGAGUCAACGUCUGCCUGAAGCUUUACGGCUACUACGUCAGCAUCGUCAACUGCCACUUGCCGCCCCACAUGGCCAACAAUAACCAGCGGCUGGAGCACUUUGACCGAAUCUUGGAGAGUCAGACUUUUGAGGGAGAUGAUAUCCCCAACAUCCUGGACCAUGACCUCAUUCUGUGGUUUGGAGACAUGAACUUUCGAAUUGAGGACUUUGGGUUGCUCUUUGUUCAGGACUGUGUAACAAGGCAGUACUACCGCGAGCUGUGGGAGAAGGAUCAGCUCUUCAUUGCCAAAAGCCAUGACCCAUUGCUCCGGGAGUUCCAGGAAGGUGCGCUGCUCUUCCCACCCACCUACAAGUUUGAUAGGCACUCCAACAACUAUGACACCAGUGAGAAAAAACGCAAGCCUGCGUGGACUGACCGCAUCUUGUGGAGGUUGAAGCGGCAGCCCCAGGUCAGCCCCUUGGUCUCCAGCCUACCAACCUCCUACUUCUCGCUGACGCUGAAGAGCUACGUCAGCCACAUGAUGUACAGCAUCAGUGACCAUAAGCCUGUCACUGGCACCUUCAGCUUGGAGCUGAACCCGCUGAUGGCUGUCCCUCUGAUCACCAUAAUGCCUGAAUACCUUUGGACGAUGGAGAACGACAUGUUGAUCAGCUAUGCCUCCACCCCAGAGUUCCUCAGCAGCCCCUGGGACUGGAUCGGACUAUACAAGGUGGGAAUGCGCCACAUUAAUGACUAUGUGUCCUAUGUCUGGGUCGGCGACAACCAAGUCUCCUUUGGUAACAACCCAAACCAGGUAUACAUCAACCUCAGCGCUAUCCCUGACACUGAGGACCAGUUUCUUCUCUGUUAUUAUAGCAACAAUCUGCACUCCGUAGUGGGGAUAAGUCAACCCUUCAAGAUCCCGCAUCGAUGCUAUUUGAGAGAUGAUGAAGUGUGUGAGCCUGAGCUCAGAUGGGAGUGAAUGACUCCAGGGCAGAGGCCAGAGCUCUAAGCCAGUUCUCCUCAGCACUGCCAAGAGCCCUGGGUCUGGCCCGGCCCUGAAGAGGUGGCUGAGGAGCCGCCAGCUCCCCACCGCCCAGGGGAGCUCUGCCAGACUCCUCUGCUCUCGCCAGGCCGGAUGAACAACUGGCCCUUUAAUACAGGUUCUUGUUACUGAGAUGUGAUUGAAACAAAGUAGUGUGUCAGUGGUGAAGACUGGGGGACUGCGCACUGCAUAAGGAAAAGAACACUAGCUAGCAUGCCAUUUCUUUAUUCUCCCUUCCCCCACACUUAAACACUCCCUCUCACACCCAAGUAGUUGUGCCAGGCACAUGCCCCAUCUGGCAUAGGCCUGCAUUCCUCUCACACCAUCCUGGGCCUCCAGCUGCCUGGGAGGGGGAGAUGUUCACAUUUGUACAGGUCCCAUAAAUUGGGUGGCACAAACAGCACUGGAUUCCAAAAGUCUUGGCAUUUCAUAGUUUGUCCCCAUGGGGAUGAGCAGAGGCCCUGAGAUUCCUGUUUUCAGCUGAAGCUCUAUGACUGAUCCCUGUUUUCAGCUGAAGCCCUAUACUGUGCCCACCUGUCAUGUGGAAUCUGACCAGGAAGUUCUAGGGUCCCCACCUGCCCUUUACAGAGGGUUGACAGGGUAGAGCCAUAGCUGAAGACCUCCAGGGUCGUCCUUUGGAUCAAGUUCAUCUGCCACCAGUCCUGUCAUGUCAUUGACCUAGAAGUGGGAAGCAGCAGAGGAGCUGGCUCAAGACAUUUUGAAGACCCUAGUGGCAAGCGAAGCCUCAGCAUUCGUCAGGUGCCGUGUGGAUCUUGCUUGUCCCUAUUCCUGCCAAUUCCCUUCUGCCAAGAGUGAUCCAACACCCCUUCUCCCAGAAGACACCUCAGGGAGUCUUUCCCUGUAGUUCUCACAUCCAUCUUGUGACCUGAGACUGAGUCACCCUAGUUACUGUAUGUAGUUCUGUGUUCUAUUCUGGAGCUGCUGCCUGUGAGAAUUAACCCCAGGCUUCUAGUGAGCUAUGGCUGCCUCUGCUGUGUGUUGUUACAUUGGGGGAUAAUUACAAAUGUGGCUUUUA